UUUCUACUCAAAACCCAACAAGGAUUGCUGACUGCCCUAAACCGACUACACCCUUGUCUUUUUUUCAUCCUCCUAACAAAGACUUGAAAUCUCGUAAGACGCAAAUGUCUGUUCACGACGGAAGUGCCUGGUUUUAUCCGGCUCUUUGGGCUGGAAUCGCCAUGACAUCCCUCUUUGGUCUGCGGAAAUUUCGAUCUUCCAAAUGGGGCUAUUUCAAGAUCGACCAGGACUUGCAAGGGCGUGUCAUCGUAGUGACUGGUGCCAACACCGGAUUGGGCUACCAUGUCUGUCUUCAGCUGGCCAAAGCCAAGGCCACUGUCAUCCUGGCGUGCCGAAGUGAGACCAAAGGCUCCGAGGCUUUGCGAAGAAUCCGGAGCGCCACGAGAAACGAAGACCUUCACUUUAUGCCCUUGGAUUUGGCCAAUUUGGAGUCGGUGCAAAAAUUCGCUCAAGAGCUACAAGCCCAAUUUCCCAAGAUUGAUUGCUUGGUGUGCAAUGCUGGGGUGUGGUUCCCUAUGGAACAGGGUUGCCGGACUCAGGAUGGUUAUGAGAUCCACUUUGGGGUGAACCAUUUGGGCCAUUACCUCUUGGCUCGAAGUCUUAUGGAGAACUUGAAGCAAUCGGAGGAUGGGCGGGUGGUCAUGGUCUCAUCGGCUCUGAUGAACCGUGGUCAAUUGGAUUGCUCCAACAGAAAAAUAAUUUAUGAGGGCCGGGUUUUGGACCCAACAGAGCGGAAGAAAUAUGACUCUCCGGGUUACAAUGAUUCUAAAUUAAUGAAUUCAUUGUUUGCCAAGGCUCUGGCUCAGAUCGUUCCUGAUCGUGUUGGCGUCUAUUCAGUGUCUCCAGGGUGGUGUUAUACGGAUUUGUUCCGAGGAGGCUCUUGGCUCAAGAAGCUCCUAAUUCUGCCCUUUGCCUUUUUGUUCAUGCGGAGUGCCUCCCGGGGGGCGCAAAAUAUUGUUCAUGCCGUGGUUGAGGACAAAGGCCAAUUGACGAAUGGAGCUUAUUAUGCCGAUUGCCAACUGGCUUUGAAAGAAAACAAAAAAUUGGACGCCAUGGCGUCGGAGGGUCAAGAGCUUUGGAGGCUUUCCGAUGAUCUCAUCAGGUCAUAUCUAUAAGGCUGAAACUUUGUCAUGUCUUUAAGCCCCAGACCCAUGUCACAAUAUGUACAAUGUACUGGUUAGAGAGGAUGUAUGGAUGUAUAUCUAUGAGCUUUAUUAAAUAACAAGCAGAGUU
Tigriopus californicus is the source of this 1233-nucleotide messenger RNA. RefSeq names its product retinol dehydrogenase 12-like. The transcript has a single exon. The record is from RefSeq and is a predicted model, not a curated record. Bases 105 to 1115 code for a protein of 336 amino acids. NCBI's taxonomy places the organism in Eukaryota, Metazoa, Arthropoda, Copepoda, Harpacticoida, Harpacticidae.